This is a messenger RNA of Neltuma alba, 3119 nucleotides long. Its product is annotated as MDIS1-interacting receptor like kinase 2-like. The record is from RefSeq and is a predicted model, not a curated record. Bases 1 to 3069 code for a protein of 1022 amino acids. The transcript is spliced from 3 exons. Gene Ontology annotation, biological process: protein phosphorylation. Gene Ontology annotation, molecular function: protein kinase activity; protein binding; ATP binding. NCBI's taxonomy places the organism in Eukaryota, Viridiplantae, Streptophyta, Magnoliopsida, Fabales, Fabaceae.
AUGUCUGAAAUAGAUUCCAUUAAGCUGCUAGCAUUAUGUUGUAUCCUCUGCAUAUUCUCCAGUUCUGCUGCUGCUCAAGAUAACGAAGCAAAAGCUCUGUUGAACUGGAAAGCCAGAUUAACUGAUGAAAGCAAAGCCACCUUGUCCUCUUGGAAAAAUGAAACCAAACCUUGCAGACACAACUGGAAGGGAAUUUCAUGUGAUGAAUCCAUGUCCGUGAUCAAGAUAAGUCUGUCAAAUCUCGGCCUACAAGGUACUCUUGACAGUUUCAACUUCACUUCCUUUCCUAAUCUGAGACAUUUUGAUCUGAGUUUGAACCAAUUUUACGGAAGCAUUCCCCACAAAAUUGGUAACUUGUCCAGUAUUUUAGUACUGAAAUUGUCGAAUAAUUUAUUUAGUGGUCCCAUCCCUCCUGAAAUCCAGAAACUAACCACCCUAAAUAUUCUUGACCUUAGUACGUGUCACCUGAGAGGGCCAAUUCCGCAUGAAAUUGGCCAUUUGAGGAAUCUCACGUUCCUAUGGCUUGGAGAGAACUCCCUUUCUGGUCCCAUUCCAGAAGAGAUUGGAAUGUUAAGUAAUCUUCUGAGCCUUUACUUGGCAAACAACCCUGUGUCAGGGAGAAUCCCAGCAUCACUCGAAAACCUGACCAAGUUGCAAGAAAUUUUUCUUUAUGACAACAAUCUCUCGGGUCCUAUUCCUAAUGGUUUCUGGAAACUCUAUUCUCUCACUAGCAUUAAUUUAUACUCUAAUAGACUUUCCGGGCCAAUCUCUCCCUUUAUUGGAAACCUAACAAAUCUUGUAUAUUUGGGCUUGAAUGGUAACAACUUUUUUGGUCCAGUUCCUUCAUCCAUUGGCAACUUGAUUGAUUUACGUCAGGUUUCUCUUCAAAACAACAGCCUUUCAGGAUCUAUUCCUUCCACUAUAGGAAAUCUGACAAAGCUCACCCACCUGUUUUUGGACAGCAACAGUCUCAAUGGUCAACUUCCACGAGAAAUGAAUAAUUUGACAGUUUGGAAGAACUUGCAAUUGAGUUAUAAUCAUUUCAUUGGCCCUCUGCCACAACAAAUUUGCCAAAGUGGAAGGUUAUUUAGGUUUGCUGCUAAUAAUAACCAUUUCACUGGCCCUAUUCCAACAAGUUUGAAGAAUUGUUCUAGUCUAGAAAGAAUCAGGCUUGAUAAUAACCAAAUAGUCGAUGAUAUAACAGUUGCUUUUGGAGUAUAUCCUCAUUUGGACUACAUUGAUCUUAGUGGUAAUCAAUUGUAUGGCCACCUUUCAUCCAAGUGGGGGAAGUGUCAAAAUCUCACACAAUUGAUUAUUCACAAUAACAAGCUUUCUGGCGAUAUACCACCAGAACUAGGAGAGGCAUCUAAACUUGGUUUACUUGACUUGUCUUCAAAUCAUUUGUCUGGACAAAUUCCAAAACAGCUAGGGAAGUUGAUCAUGUUGAUAGAACUCUCUUUGAGCAACAAUAGCUUCUCUGGUAAUGUCCCCUCAACUAUAGGAUCACUUAGUCGGCUUGAAACUUUGGAGUUGGCUGCAAAUAAUUUCAAUGGCUCAAUCACAAGAGAGCUUAGGAAACUAAAAAGGUUAACGGUCUUGAACUUGAGCAAAAACAAAUUUGAUGAAAGCAUUCCACAUGAGCUUCAUGAACUCCAAGACCUUGAACAUCUUGAUCUCAGUGACAACUUGCUAAUCGGAACAAUACCAGCAACACUUGGAUUGCUACCCAAGUUGCAAGUAUUAAAUCUCUCACAUAAUAAUCUUUCUGGCACCAUUUUGUCUAGUUUUAGCAAAAUGCCUGCUUUGUCUAUUGUUGACAUAUCAUACAAUCAAUUAGAAGGCCCUGUUCCAAAUGAUCUAGCCUUUUAUAAUUUUGAGGCAUUGAGGAAUAAUAAAGGUUUGUGCGGUAAUGUUAUUGGUUUAAAUCCUUGUGGGGAUUCCCAAACAAACAGACAUAGUCAUGGGAGUAAAAAGUUCUUGAAGAUAGUCCUCCCAUUGGCCACACUGCCUAUGUUAGUUGUUGGAGCAUAUUUCAUAUUUCUCAAAAUAACAACAAAAGCAAAAAACAAAAAUGGAGAAGCUCCACUAGAAGAUGCUUAUCUGUUAUUGACUGGUGGUAGAAAAAUAUUGUAUGAUGAUAUCAUCGAUGCCACAAAAGAAUUUGAUGAAAGAUAUUUGGUUGGGAAAGGGAGCCAAGGAAGUGUUUAUAGGGCUGAGUUGUCUACAGGUGAUGUUUUUGCUGUAAAGAAACUUCAUUCAUUGGCAAGUGAUGAAAUCACCAACCACAAAGCUUUUACAACUGAGAUUCAGGUUUUGAGAGAAAUUAAGCAUCGCAACAUUGUGAAGUUGCAUGGGUUUUAUUCCAAUUCACGAUUCUCCAUUUUGGUUUAUGAGUUUUUGGAAGGUGGAAGCUUGGAUAACAUAUUAAAGGAUGAGAAACAGGCCACUGAGUUUGGAUGGAACAAGAGGGUGAACGUUGUUAAGGGUGUGGCUAGUGCUUUAUUCCAUAUGCAUCAUGGCUGUUUGAUUCCUAUUAUCCAUCGUGACAUAUCCAGCAAGAAUGUUCUUCUAAGUUCUUCUGACUAUGGAAAAGCAUGCAUCAUUGACUUUGGAACGGCGAAGUUUUUGAAUCCUAACUCAGGCAAUAUGACCACAUUUGCUGGCACACCUGGAUAUGCUGCACCAGAGAUGACUUUUCUUAUGGAAGUGAAUGACAAAUGUGAUGUUUAUAGCUUUGGAGUUUUGACUUUGGAAAUCAUUAUGGGGAGACAUCCAGGAGAGCUUAUUUCAGCUUUGCAAGAGAAAUCAACUGCCAUUGAUGAUUUGAAGUUAAAUGAUGUGUUGGACUCACGACUUUCUCUACCCACAAAAUCAGUUGAUGAUGUCAUCAUAGUGCUAAAAAUAGCAAUUUCUUGCUUGAAUAAGAAUCCUCGAUCUCGUCCAACAAUGAAACAAGUAUCUAUAAAGCUUGAGACGGCGCCAAAAUCUUAUUCAAAGGAUCAAUUUCCCAUCACUACAAUUGGGCAACUCAUAAGGGAUGGAACUUCUUUAUCAAAAGUUAAAAAGUAAAAUCACAUAUUGCGUUGAGUGGUGUUCGCCCUCUUAUUCUGUAUACACUA